Coffea eugenioides is the source of this 974-nucleotide messenger RNA. RefSeq names its product protein YELLOW LEAF 1, choloroplastic-like. The coding region runs from base 218 to 700 and encodes 160 amino acids. Lineage: Eukaryota; Viridiplantae; Streptophyta; Magnoliopsida; Gentianales; Rubiaceae. Gene Ontology annotation, cellular component: chloroplast. The record is from RefSeq and is a predicted model, not a curated record. The transcript has 5 exons. Gene Ontology annotation, biological process: chloroplast organization; thylakoid membrane organization.
AAUAUGGCGGUUCAAAGCAAUAAUCUUAGAAGAUAAGUGGAUAGUUCGUCUGCAGCUUCGCAAACCCUUUCCCCUCUUUUCUUUUCUUGGAUCUGUUCGAUUGUUUGCCCCAAAAGUCUCGUUCAAUCUGCUCUCACGUUUAGUCUCAGCUGUUGCCUUCUACAACAACAACAACAACAACAACAACAACAACAGGGUCAUAUCAUCUAUUGACAGAAUGUCUUUGAUGGCAUGCACAAGUGCCGGCACAUCUACUUUAGCCACAGUAAAAGCAGAGGAUAGAUGGCCAGUGAAAAUCAAGCAUAUUGGAUGUGGUCCUGUUGGACUGAAACCAAUGUCUUUACGGUUUCGGCCUCUUGACAAGAGAACACCCAUCAAUCAUGCUAUUCGAACAAAGCAAACUUCCAUAAUAUGUUCUGCUGCCCUGAAUGCAACAUGCGCGGAAGGGCAGACCCAAACAGUUACACGGCAAUCAUCGACAAUUACUGUCGCUCCUGUUCAAGGGAAGGAAAAAUCUCCAGAACUAGAUGAUGGUGGGACUGGAUUUCCACCCGGUGAUGAUGGUGAUGGUGGAGGUGGUGGCGGUGGAGGUGGAGGCAAUUGGUCUGGAGGAUUCUUCUUUUUCGGCUUUCUUGCAUUCUUAGGCUUCUUGAAGGAUCAAGAAAGUGAAGGACCUUACCGGGAUGAAAGAAGAAGAUAAAUAUUUGGAUCUCCCAACAUUUGGAAAUCUUGAGUUCCAUAGUCAUUUGUAUUCUUUUCGACUGGCUACUGACAUCCUGUGCCUCAAAGCUAGUGGAUGAGCUUCAUAAAUCUUGGAUUAGUACAACCGGUUGUAGCGUUUUAAGUAAAUUUUCCAAAACGGGAAGCGUCAAUGUCAUAGCGCAGUUCCAUGAACCGAUAGCGAGGAAAAAAUUCAUGGGUCUGCUGAAUCAAAAGACUCUUUAUGUUUACUCCAUAGCUCGAGGUUUCUUCCA